UUAGACCAAUAAAAGCUAGACGACGUCGUCUGAAAGCUAACUGGCCAUUACUUCCAGAAUUGCGUCACACAUUCAACGGCGUGAACAUGUCGAAAGCUAUGAGCAAACCGGGUCUAAUCAGUCUCCUUAAGAACCGGCUCCUACAUGGACCGGCACCGAUCCUCCACCACCCCCGGCGAUCCAUUCAAACCCUAGCAUUUGAAGAGAUCAAAUCAACGCCGGAAAAGCCCCAUCAAUUCACGGCGUUUGUAGUCCACGGCCUCCUCGGCUCCGGUCGCAACUGGCGUUCCUUCUCCCGCUCCCUCGCUUCCUACCUCUCCCCCGCCCAAUGGAGGAUGGUUCUUGUGGAUUUGAGGAAUCACGGGAGUUCGGCAGAAAUAGAAGGACUAUUGCCCCCUCACAAUCUAGAAAAUGCAGCGAAUGAUCUGGCGAAUUUGGUGAAAUCGGAAGGCUGGGAUUGGCCGGAUGUUAUUAUUGGCCACUCGCUCGGUGGAAAGGUAGCUAUGCAGUUUGCCCAAAGUUGUGCUAACGGAAAUUACGGUGAUAACGUUACCUUGCCCAAACAGGUAUGGGUAUUGGACUCUGUUAUCGGAGAAGUGAUCCGAGACAAUGGUGAUGGUGAGGUGGAGAAAGUUUUGCAAACCUUGCAGAGUCUGCCUUCAACUAUACCGUCCAGAAAGUGGCUGGUAGAUCACAUGCUGAAGCUCGGGUUUUCAAAGUCAUUAUCGGAAUGGAUAGGAAGCAACCUCAAGAAAUCAGGAGAACACGAGACAUGGGCAUUUAAUCUUGACGGGGCUGUGCAGAUGUUUAAUUCUUACAGGGAGAUGGAUUAUUGGUCCCUAUUGGAGCACACACCCAAAGGCAUGGAGAUAAAUAUUCUGCGUGCUGAGAAGAGUGACAGGUGGAAUCGAGAUAUUAUACAGCAACUUGAGCACUUGGAUUCCAAACGGGAAAGUGAAACCGAGGGGAAGGUCUCGCUUCAUGUUCUUCCCAAUGCGGGGCACUGGGUUCACGUAGAUAACCCGAAAGGACUUCUUGAAAUUGUGGCCCCCAGAGUUGCCUCUGUAUGUUAGCUGCUUGUUUAUCUUCAAGUUGUAUUGAAUUUAUACACUAGUUUAAAGUAUCAAAUUAUCGUGGAGUUAGCUGAUUGCUGUAAGCACUGUGAUACGGCUCGAUCGGUCGUGAUUCUGAAAUCGGUCGUGAAUUUAUACCUAAUUCUUUUCUUGCUUGGAAUAAGACCUUAAUCUUUGAGCAUGGGGAAAUUGUUUUAUGUUAUAAUUGGUUUGAAGAGCAUCUUCUUGCUUAAGGAUUCCUGAUUUUUUUUUUCUAU
Messenger RNA from Erythranthe guttata (spotted monkey flower), 1330 nucleotides. Its product is annotated as alpha/beta-Hydrolases superfamily protein. The record is from RefSeq and is a predicted model, not a curated record. Lineage: Eukaryota; Viridiplantae; Streptophyta; Magnoliopsida; Lamiales; Phrymaceae.